Messenger RNA from Cyprinus carpio (common carp), 1755 nucleotides. RefSeq names its product nipsnap homolog 2 (gene nipsnap2). Gene Ontology annotation, cellular component: mitochondrion. The transcript is spliced from 10 exons. NCBI's taxonomy places the organism in Eukaryota, Metazoa, Chordata, Actinopteri, Cypriniformes, Cyprinidae. The record is from RefSeq and is a predicted model, not a curated record. The coding region runs from base 65 to 928 and encodes 287 amino acids.
UCCGCGGGGAACUGCAGCAGUUUAACUCGUUCCUCGCCGGCUGUUCGUGUCCUAUCAGUGGAAGAUGGCGACCAGAGUCCUUCAGAGCUCUUUCUCCGGCCUCUAUCGGGCUGCACACACGGGCCGGGCGAAAGGACGCGCUUCCGCGGUUAUCAGGGGUCUGUCGGCGUCUAAUAACCGGAACCGAGAGGACAGCUGGUUCAAAUCACUGUUUGUGCGGAAGGUGGACCCCAGAAAAGACGCUCACUCCCAUCUGCUAGCCAAGAAAGAGGACAACAACUUGUAUAAGAUCCAGUUUCACAAUGUGAAGCCCGAGUGCCUCGAGGCCUACAACACACUCUGUGACCAGGUGCUGCCGUCCAUCCACGCGGACAGCGCUUACCCGUGUGAGCUGGUGGGCACCUGGAACACCUGGUACGGGGAGCAGGACCAGGCUGUGCACUUGUGGCGGUACAGAGGAGGAUAUCCAGCUCUGACUGAAGUCAUGAAUAAACUGAAGAACAACAAGGACUUCCUGGAGUACAGGAAGGAGAGGGGGAAGAUGCUGCUGUCCCGCAGGAACCAGCUGCUGCUGGAGUUCAGCUUCUGGAACGAGCCGGUGCCCAGAGACGGACCCAACAUCUACGAGCUGCAACUAUCAGCGAGCUGUGCUCCCGGGACCAUGAUCGAAUGGGGCAACUACUGGGCCAGAGCCAUCAGCUACCGGCAGCACAACCGCGAGGCAGUGGGCGGCUUCUUCUCUCAGAUAGGAAACCUCUACAUGGUGCAUCAUCUCUGGGCGUAUAAGGACCUUCAGUCCAGAGAGGACACGAGGAACGCCGCCUGGCAGCACGAGGGCUGGGAUGAAGUCGUCUAUUACACCGUGCCCCUCAUUCAGCACAUGGAGUCCAGGAUCAUGAUCCCGCUGAAAGCGUCUCCGCUCCAGUAGUGCCUCCAUCGAAAUCAUCAGUUCAUCCCCAUGAGCUCCAGACCAGACACCAGAUCUCACCGUGUGUCCCGUCACGUGCAGCACACUUGUUCUGAGCAGGAAAAGUGCACCAGCAAACCCAGCUGAACUUGUAGGAAUGAAAGUUUGGAGAAUCGCUGAUACGAUCUGAAAUCUGCUGCUCACGUGAAUCUGUGUAAUCACAAGGCCAGAGAUCUGUUAAAUAAAGGGUUGUGAAAGUGCAUGAAAUUGUAGUGUAGAGUAUUAACCCUUUCUGGUCUGGUACAGCUUUGAUUCACCAUAUCUCAAAACAAACAUAUCUGAAUGCCUUAGACGCGUAUGACCUGAUUAUCUUCACUGUUCACCCUGCUGAGAAAGAGCUGCAAGCUCCUCGUGUAUUUAUUACAUAUUUAUAAGCUGUAAAUAUAACCCCCCACAUGGAGACUAUUCAUGUUUUAAUUACAUACAGCGGAACCCAUCCUACAUAUUCAGAUAGAUUAUCAACACAUCUAAUGUCUAAAUACACUGUUGGUUACUGAAUUGCCCUCGUUUAAUCAAAUCUGUGAAACUGGGUCUGGACGAGCCUCAUCGGGGACAGCUUGUGUGCAAAACUAUAUAUUUUUUAGUUGCUGUAUUUUGUUUUUAUUGUUUCUACAUAGACAUGCUUCUGUGUUGUGAGAUGCCUGAGGAAGUGUUCUGAUCGGUAGCCCGCUGACGGACUGAUUUAGUUCUGGUGUGAUCAUGGCAUGCUCAGUCUGCUGUACGCUCAUCAACAGCACAAGAGCGUUCAGAUCAAUACUGUAAUCAAUAAAUCAUUAAUGAUCCUUCCA